CAGAAUCGACUUUUUUUGCACCUCUAUCCGGGAAGAAAAGUCAUAAAUCAGAAAAGUCUAAUAAGAAAAAAAGCUUGUAAAAAUAGCAUCAGUUCAAUAUUUAUUCGAGUGAAAUAAAAUAAAAUUAAACGGUUUCCAAUAACUAUACACGUCAAACAAAAGCUGGUGGUAGUUUUAUUGCUUUCGCAUUAGAAAUUGGUAUCGAAGGUGGACAAGCAAGUAGAGACACAGAGUCGCAGUUGAGAUUUUAGAAACGACAACGGUGAAAAAUAAAGAAAGAAGUGAACUUCGGUUGAAAGUUAUCUAAAAAAAUAUUUGCAAUAAAUUGAGCUGCUGAACGAAUUUAAACUCGUAAAAAUGGUGUUGAAGGUGUACGUUAGCGGAAUGUCCGGUAACAAGGAAGUAAAGAAACGUCAACAGCGUGUUUUGAUGAUCCUUGACAGUAAAAAUAUCAAGUACGACGUAGUGGACAUCACUGAGCCAGGAAAAGAAAGCGAGAAGGAAUUAAUGCAAACGAAAUCGACGAGCAAUGGAGCGACAGUUAGCGACACUGAUCCGCGCCACCCACUGCCACCGCAAAUAUUCAACGAAGAAGAAUACUGUGGCGACUAUGAUGCAUUUGACUUGGCCAAUGAGAUAGAUACGUUGGAACAGUUCUUGAAAUUGGCACCAGCCGACACGACAGCUGUUUCUAGUGCACAGCUAGAGCUAAAACAGGAAAACGGUGAAGUCAAAGUAGCAACAAAAGCAGACGAUGAUGAGAACAAGGAAAAUAAAGAGACCGUUGAGGAGAAAAAGGAUGGCGCAGAGGCUGAGAAAGCUGCUGAUGACAACGAAGCAACUGCCAGCACUGGGGAGGCAGCAAACGGCGAUAAUGCGAAUGCUGAGGUUUGAGCUGCUAGUUUUUAUGUUAACAGCCAUUCGAGAAAUUUUAUAUGCAAACAUCGCUAGAUAUUGCUAACUCGCAAAUUAUUAUGCUCUUAUGCAGCAUAUUAACAUUAACAUGAAAGUCUUUUUGCUUAUUCUUAUUUUUUUUGUUUUGCCAUUAUUUUAAAUUAUGUAUUUCAAUACUUUCGUUUAAUUUAAAAUUUUUAUACUGCGCAAAAAAUAGCAAUCGAAUCGAUUAUUAAAACUAACAACCAGUGUGCAAAAUAUUAUUAUAUAACAUGACAUUUACAUAUUGUGUACAACUAAUUAAGUUAGUGACAUUUUGACCAGUUUUGGCAAAUUUUCUUUUAAUGUUUAUUAUCUUUAGUAAAAGUCUAGCUCAUUAAAUAACAAGCACCAUAUAAAUCCAUAUUUCAAACUUUGUACAAAAAUUACAAAAAUUCAAAAAAAUUUCACCCAAAUUUCAAACUUUUUAGAAACAUUUUAUGUAUGCAGAAUUAUUCCUCAUUGAAUUUUAGAGCAAGUUUCAGUUCACUAUGAAUUCGUGUUGAUUUUUAUAAUUUUUUUUUUUUGCUAAUGCACAACACAUUUUCUUCCAAUAUAAAGUAGAAUCGAAAUUUCUUUUAUAACUUUUAUAAGAAAUAAUAAACAUUAACAAAAGAAAAAUAGCCAAUGCUGGUCAAAAGUUACUAACUUAAUUAGUUGACCAAAAGUAUGCGUUUGCAUAUUUAUUAUUUACUUAAAUAUUUUAGUUCUGGUUUAGUAUUCAUGCUUUGAUCAUUUAAGCUUUGACAAAUAUUUGUACGUGAGCCCACAAAAAAGACAUACUUGGUAAGAAUCCGUUUAUAGGAAGCAUAAAGUGCAUACAGGUUUUUGAUAAAAUAUGCAUAGGUAACAAAUAUUUACAAAAUUAUGUAAAUUCAAUGGAAAACGAUUUUGAUAGCUGCUUUCUCAAGUCAUAGCAAUAAAGGGCAAUAUAUUUUAGUUUCAAGUUUUAUCAUAUUAAAAUGGAAACAUUAAGAUUUUCAAUCUUCCAAUUAUUUCAUUAUCCAUAUAUGCUAAUAAAUUAAAAAAAUACAAAUUUUUUCGACUCCCGCAUCCUACGAAAGGAAGUAUACUUUACAUUUUGAAUACAUUGUGAGAAGUACUAUAUACUGAAAUAUACAGAUGAACGUAAAUAGUUAUCAAUAAUAGGCGUCAAUAUAAUACGAAUAACAAACGUAUAUUUGUCUAGACGAAGAAUAUAUCGAACUUUUUAAGGCUUCGAAAAAUAUAAUACAUUUACUACAAACACAUUCAUAAAUAAAAUGGAUUUAAAAGCUUUAUAAAAAAAUUCUAUUUGUAAAUCAUUCAAAUUCAUUUUAUUUUUGAUGAAUUUCGGGUUUAAUGUGUAUAGAAAUCUGUAUGUCACAAAAGCCAGAACAAAAUUCAUAUGAACUCCGAUUCAACAAAAAGAAGAAAUACUUGUUGAAAUAUGUAUUUCUUACUUUGAACUUUAGUGGUAGCAACGAAAGUAUUCCCACUUUAAAUUACUUUAAGUCAUAUUUUUCAAAUUAAAAAAUAAAUCAUCAUCAACGUGUAUUUUGAACCCUUUU
Molecule: messenger RNA, 2483 nt
Organism: Rhagoletis pomonella (apple maggot)
Lineage: Eukaryota; Metazoa; Arthropoda; Insecta; Diptera; Tephritidae
Product: SH3 domain-binding glutamic acid-rich protein homolog
Exons: 2
Coding region: 358-894 (178 amino acids)
Cellular component (GO): cytoplasm
Source: RefSeq, a predicted model, not a curated record